This is a messenger RNA of Pochonia chlamydosporia 170, 1095 nucleotides long. RefSeq lists its product as hypothetical. The record is from RefSeq and is a predicted model, not a curated record. The transcript has a single exon. Lineage: Eukaryota; Fungi; Ascomycota; Sordariomycetes; Hypocreales; Clavicipitaceae. Bases 1 to 1095 code for a protein of 364 amino acids.
AUGGACAUUGAGACCUACAAUGAUAGCAAGUCCUUGGAGACUGUACCUAUCAUGCUGGAACAAAACAGUUUGGAAGAGCUGCUCAGUAUUUCAGCAACGCAGCGCAGCAACUUGCGCACAAUCAUCAUGUGCACAUAUCACGUUUCGAGGAACCACGACGAAGACGAUGGCAUUACUGACACCAAUAACUAUAGUAACGGCGACAGUGACACUGAGUAUUUUGAUGCCGAGCGCAACGAUGUUCCCACGACCGCAAGCAUGGAUCAAGGUGCUUAUUGGAGCUGUCUGCUAGGUCAGGAAGCCUUCACCAGAGGCCUCGACGUAUCCUACUUGACUUUAGCUUUGAGAAAGCUCCCUGACUGCCAAAAGAUUUGCAUCAGCGACGCAUACUUGCCUUGGGGUUCGGCACAACUAGAAGAGAGGAUCGGAACCCAACUAUGCAAAGGAUUCGACCAGGACUCACCGUACAGCAAACGUUUUGUAACACGCGUAUUGAGGACGACAUUGAUCGUAAUCUCCAUAAGCGGCAUUCAAGUGACAGAACUCGACAUCAGUCUCGGUCUCACCGGCGGCCGAGGCAGUCACUCCAUGACUGACGAUAUCCUUCACCUUCCCAAAAACUAUCAACCAUUGAUGGACCAUGGUUUUCCCAACAUAAAAACAUUAAAGCUAGUUGUGAACACGCAGGACGACGAGUAUUGGGAUAAGAAUGUCUCUUCAUUUAUUGAACUUUUCCCAAAUUUAUCGCAUUUUCGAUUGCAUCUAGCCGAUCGUGGCAGUAGUGUCGAAUUCCCAUACCUUACCGAGGUGCUGGAAAGGUUAUCCUUACAGGUAUUUGAACUAGUCAAUUGCUCAACUACACAGGAGAACCUGAUGCCUCUGCUGCUCUGUCACCAGGCGACAGUAGAGAAGGAGGCGGCACUAGAGAAAAUCAUUCUUAGAGAUGUCAAUAUCGAACAAGGCAAGAACGGGACGUGGAAAUGGGUGAAAAACCAUCUGCGAACCGAGCUUCCAAGAUGUUCGCUAGAACUGCGACAUUGUCUAGUUGCAGGAAAAGUUCCUACGAUGCCUAUAACUGUAUGGCAUGAACUCUAA